Theobroma cacao (cacao) is the source of this 2693-nucleotide messenger RNA. Its product is annotated as acetylserotonin O-methyltransferase-like. Gene Ontology annotation, molecular function: O-methyltransferase activity; protein dimerization activity. Lineage: Eukaryota; Viridiplantae; Streptophyta; Magnoliopsida; Malvales; Malvaceae. The record is from RefSeq and is a predicted model, not a curated record.
UCCAUUUCCUGAUAAAUAUAAUUCGAAAGUAAAUAGUCAUUAGAUCUUCUAGGAUCCUGGUGAGAGCUACAUCACCAAAUUUAUUACAUUUAGCUCCCUAUAUAUUGAAGCUUCGGCAAAACCUUUCUCCAUCAAGAGUUGUUAAGUACUAAGUUUUUCAAAGAGAGAUAGAAGUGAUCAAGAUGGGCGAUCAAAUGAAAAUGAGAGGGGUAGGGGUGGGAGAAGAUGCUGAAGCAGCAAUAGAUGUUUGGAGAUACAUCUUCGGAUUUGUUGAGAUGGCAGUAGUUAAGUGUGCCAUUGAGCUUGGGAUUGCUGAUGCUAUUGAAAACCAUGGAAGCCCCAUGACACUGUCCGAGCUAUCGGCUGCCCUCGGGUGUGAACCAUCGCGUCUUCACCGCAUUAUGAGGUUCAUGGUUCACAACCAAGUGUUCAAAGAGGAACCUAUCAGCCAAGGCUCCAUCGGCUAUGCACAAACACCUUUGUCUCGCCGUUUGACUAGCAGCGGUGUAAAUAGCAUGGCGGCUCUCGUUCUACUAGAGAGCAGCCCUGUCAUGCUAGCACCAUGGCAUAGUCUAAGAGCCCGCGUCCUUGCAAGCGGGGAUUCACCAUUCGAGGCAGCACAUGGGAAGGAUAUAUGGAGCUACGCUGAGGCGAACCCUGGUCAUAGCACACUCAUAAACGAAGCGAUGGCUUGCGCUGCUAGAGUGUCGGUGCCAGCCAUAAUUGAAGGAUGUCCUGAAGUGUUUGACGGGCUCGGAAGUUUGGUUGAUGUUGGUGGAGGUAAUGGGACUGCUUUGACUACGUUGGUUAAGGCAUUCCCCUGGAUUCGAGGCAUCAACUUUGAUCUUCCUCAUGUUGUGGCUGCUGCAACUCAAUUCGAUGGCAUUGAAAAUGUAGGAGGAGACAUGUUCGAGUCCAUCCCAAAGGCAGAUGCAGCUUUCUUUAUGUGGGUUUUGCAUGACUGGGAUGAUGAAGAAUGCACAAAAAUCCUGAAGAAAUGCAGAGAAGCUAUUCCGGAAGACAAAGGGAAGGUUAUAAUUGUUGAAGCCGUGCUUGAAGAUGAUACAGAUGACAAGCUAGAUUUCUUGAGGUUGAUGCUAGACAUGGUGAUGAUGGCUCACACUAACAAAGGCAAAGAGAGGACCUUAAAGGAAUGGAGGUAUGUUCUUGGACAUGCCGGAUUUACCCGAAUCAACGUAAAACGCAUCCGCGCAGUGCAAUCUGUGAUUGAAGCUUAUCCUUAGAAAUUAACCCAUAUUGUGAUAAAAUAAUGGUUCUUGUACUUACUACCAACCAACCACAGAACCUGUUGUGUGAGUGUGAAAGAUGUUUGCUCUGUUGUUGAAUAGUGGGCUUUCUCUCUUUUGUUCCAUUUGUUUGAUACCAAUCUUCAUGUAUGCUCUUCUUGUUCCUCUAAAACCAAAACCGAUCUGGAUGAAAGAAAUCUGAAACACAAGCUCAGCUAAAUGGUUUCUUAUUUUAGUAAUUUGUACCUGUGCUUGAGAUCAAUGACAUUCAGACAAAUAAUCUGGCAGACAUUGGUAUCGGAUGGGCAUGGACCAUUCUCUGAUUUUGCCGAAAGAGAGUCGGAUAUAAUCACCUUUAACAGUUCAAGAAAUUUUUUUUUAUCAAAAAGAUGGAUCAUUUUCAUAUCCUUUUUCUGACAAAAGACCCUUAAACUUUACUGAAGAGGGACAGAAGUCGAAGAACUUAACUUUUUGAGCACUUAAUUGGGCUGUGAGGAGGAAAUGGGUUCCUACUAACACAGUGCUUCAGGUUUCAAUCCAUUCUACUUUUGAACCUUGCACUCUGAUAGAGAGUGACCUAAAAACUAUGAACCACAUCUAUUUGGAGAUGCUGACGUGGCAGAUUAAUUGUAUGUGGAUUGUCUCACCAAAAAUCUCAUCUUUUUUGUCCAUUCGGCAAAUCAGUAGCUUCCCUCUGUUGACUUUGAUACUUUCCAAUUCGAUUUCACUUCACUUUCUACAAAUCCAACCAGCAAUAUCUCAAAUCAAUUCAUACAGAGAAAAACAGAGAACGAAGAAGAAGCAAAAAAUGUUGGCUUUUUCAACAGUGAUAACAUCAGGGCCAAAUCUAUACCUUCCAAAGAAACCCCGGAAUUUUCACUUCCCAAUUCGGUGCCUUUCUUCGACAUCUUUAUCAGCUUCGAGCCAACCAUCAAAGUUGACCCAAUUCGAUUUAAAGACUUACUGGACUACCCUUAUAGCAGAAAUCAAUCAGAAGCUUGAAGAAGCAAUCCCGGUCAAGUACCCAGAGCAGAUCUAUGAAGCUAUGAGGUACUCUGUUCUUGCAAAGGGUGCUAAGCGAGCCCCUCCCGUUAUGUGUGUCGCCGCUUAUGAACUCUUUGGUGGUAACCGACUCGCUGCUUUUCCUACAGCUUGUGCUCUUGAAAUGGUUCACACUGCUUCACUAAUUCAUGAUGAUCUUCCCUGCAUGGAUGAUGAUCCAGUACGCAGAGGUCAACCGUCUAACCAUACAAUUUAUGGUGUCGACAUGGCAAUCCUGGCUGGUGAUGCACUCUUCCCUCUUGGCUUCCGCCAUAUUGUCUCUCAAACACCUACUGAACUUGUUCCUGAGGCACGCAUCUUGCGUGUGAUUGCUGAGAUUGCCCGCACAGUGGGAUCUGCUGGCAUGGCUGCUGGGCAGUUCCUAGACCUCAAGGGUGACGCCAA